Vicia villosa (hairy vetch) is the source of this 2209-nucleotide messenger RNA. Its product is annotated as glycosyltransferase BC10-like. The transcript is spliced from 2 exons. Gene Ontology annotation, molecular function: glycosyltransferase activity. Bases 432 to 1670 code for a protein of 412 amino acids. Lineage: Eukaryota; Viridiplantae; Streptophyta; Magnoliopsida; Fabales; Fabaceae. The record is from RefSeq and is a predicted model, not a curated record. Gene Ontology annotation, cellular component: membrane.
AAAACAAUACUGCCAUGUCGUUUAAUGUUACACCAUUUAUAUAUUUAUUACUUCGGUUUUCAUUCUUGUAACGAUAUUUACGUCUUUCCAAAACCAGCUAUAACAGUUGGCAAGUUUUUGCUUUUUUACAAAGCUGUUUUUAUAAUCGCUUAAUCCAAAACUGUUAUCAUUCCUAGGAAGCAUAAAACAAACUGUAAUUACAAAGUAGUGACCAUCGAGGAGAUAACACAAGUAAUCCAAAAUCUCCUUAGUAUCAUUCUUAGUAUAUAGUUUUUCUAUCUUUCUCUGAAAUUUCAGACUUUUGAAUAUCCUUAUUCAUUUCAUCUUGUUUCUUACAAGACAAUUUUGUUGUUGAUCUUUUAUUUUUUGAGUCACAUAUUUCUAGUUAUAACAUAAGUUAGGUAAGUUUUUUUUUUUGUUUGGAAAGUUUCAUGUUUAUGUUAGAAAAAAUGAAGGGUUCAAAUAAUCAAUACCAAUCAAAUUAUGUUUCAAAGAUUUUCAAUUUUCAACUCCACUUUAUUAAUUUUCUCACCUAUGUUCUAGUUUUGACCUUUGGUUUAACACUUGGGAUAAUUUUGAGUUUCUAUCUUAAAGAGUGUAGUUUUAGUCUGCAAUUCACUCAGUUAUCGCUUUCUUCUAUACCGAAAACACCUCCGUUGCCACCGCCGAUUGCGGUGAAACAAGAACGUAUAGGAUUGAAGGAGUUUCUUAAGGUUCCUCCAGUUAUGCAUGAUAUGGAUGAGGAAGAAUUGUUAUGGAGAGGUUCGAUGACAGCGAAAAUAUCUGAAUAUCCUUUUGAUCGAGUUCCGAAAGUUGCUUUCAUGUUUUUGACAAGAGGUGCUGUGUUUUUGGCACCUUUGUGGGAGCAGUUUUUCAAAGGACAUGAAGGGUAUUACUCAAUUUAUGUUCAUUCUAAUCCUUCUUAUAAUGGAUCACAUCCUGAGAGUCCUGUUUUUCAUGGUAGGAGAAUUCCGAGUAAGGAAGUUAAAUGGGGCGAUGUGAACAUGAUAGAAGCCGAGCGUCGCUUACUAUCAAACGCACUUCUCGAUAUCUCGAACCAACGAUUUGUUCUACUAUCAGAAUCCUGUAUACCACUCUUCAACUUCUCGACCAUUUACACUUACUUAAUAAACUCCACAGAAAACUAUGUCAUGGCUUUUGACGAUCCUAGUCCGGUCGGUCGUGGCCGUUAUAGCAUCCAGAUGUUACCUGAGGUUUCCCUCAGGCAAUGGAGAAAAGGAUACCAAUGGUUUGAAAUGGACAGAGAGCUUGCUCUAGGAGUUGUGUCAGAUAGAAUAUACUUCCCAGUUUUUCAAGAUUAUUGCAGAGGUUCAUGUUAUGCAGAUGAACAUUAUUUGCCAACUUUUGUUAGCAUAAAGUUUUGGGAAAGGAAUUCAAAUAGAAGUUUGACUUGGGUUGAUUGGUCAAGAGGGGGUCCACAUCCAGCUCAUUUUUUAAGGUCUGAUGUAAAUGUUGAGUUUUUGGAGAGACUGAGGAACAAGAAAUGUGCUUAUAAUAAUGGAUACAGCACCAAUGCUUGUUUUCUGUUUGCUAGGAAGUUCUUGCCCAGUACUUUGUCAAGGCUCUUGAAGAUUGCCCCUGAGGUUAUGCAGUUUGAACACUAUGAUAAGCCCAAAAAACAUAAGCUAUCUUUUAAACCAAUUAUUUGAUUCUUUUUUCUUUCAUCUUGUAAGUUUUUUGUUGUCCAGUAUAGAUAUACACACAAACUCAUUUGACCAAUAUAGUUAAUUUCUUUCAUGGAUAUCUGUUAAUGUGUUUUUCAUUCAGAUCUUGAAUCUUUUUUACAGAAAAAUCAAAAGUUUAGGGGCUCAAAGGGUAUUUAAGGGCAAAACUCUAAACUUUGCCAGAAGUAUAUUGUGCUCAAAAUCGAGUGUUUAGGGUUUAGUUUGAAUGAAUGAUUGUCUUUUCCUUCAAGAUUAAUGCUACUCAACUAGGGUGUCUUCAUCGAACUUGCAUACACAAUAGUAUGCUUCGACCCUAUUUGGAUCGAGUGGCCGUGACAUGAGCCAUGUCAAGCACGGGGAGGCACCAAUGUAUCAUCCAAGUAUUAGGAAGUGGACCAAAUACAUCGGGGAGGUCCAAAAACUUCUAGUUAUGAUCAGACUAGACCAAAAUCUUAAUACAGUCAGCCAGUCAGGUUGGGGGAAGCUCCAAGACUCAAUUUAUGUAUUCACCUAUUAUCUGCUAA